CAUUCAUAGUGUACACCAAAAAACUUUCAAAUAUACUUGAGAGCAAUAAUUCUUGAGAUUUUUUUGGGCAUUUGUUAGUUGAAUUGAAGUUGCUAACUUUGUCCAUAAAGUACAAUCCAUGAACAUGUUUCUCAGGGUGUUCAAAUACCGAACUCAGAACAAUACCAACAAGAAGAAGCAAGAAUCAGAAAAAAUGACAAACCAAAAUGUGGUAGUUUCCGAUGCGAAAUCCACCAUGAAAGUGGCGGCGGUUGCCAUGGCAGCCAUGUCAAACACUUCAAUCUUCUCCCCGGCGGUACCUAAACCACCGUCUUCUUCCGCCGGAAGAUUUGUCCGGCGAAAAGCUCUAAAAAAGCUUGAAACUCAAGGUGGCCCACCAAAGAUCAGUGCUUGGGUUGAUUCCAUGAGAGCUUCUUCUCCUGCUAAAUCACCACCUUCUUCCCCUGAUCACGACUCUUGGAUGGUGACACACCCUUCUGCAUUGGAAAUGUUUGAAGAGAUUGCCAAAUCAUCAAAAGGAAAGAAAAUCGUUAUGUUUCUUGAUUACGAUGGUACUCUUUCACCCAUUGUUCAAGACCCUGAUCGUGCUUUCAUGUCCGAUGAGAUGAGAGCUGCUGUGAAGUCGGUGGCAAGAUACUUCCCUACUGCAAUCGUUAGCGGGAGAGGCAAAGACAAGGUUCAUGAUUUUGUAAAAUUGAACGAGUUGUAUUACGCUGGAAGCCAUGGAAUGGACAUUGAAGGACCUUCAAAUGGAAGUGACGAUAAAUCAAUAGUUUGUCAACCUGCAAGUGAGUUUCUUCCAAUCAUCAAUGAAGUUUACAAAAAAUUGGUGUCGAAAACUCAGUUCAUUGAAGGUGCUUAUGUUGAGAGCAACAAAUUCUGUUUAUCUGUACAUUUCCGCAACGUUGAUGAAAAGAAAUGGCCUGAGUUAGCUGAACAAGUGAAAGAGGUGCUUAGUGACUACCCUAAACUAAAAAUGACUUAUGGUAGAAAAGUAUUAGAAAUCAAGCCAACAAUUAAAUGGAACAAAGGCAAAGCACUUGAGUUUUUAUUGGAGGCACUUGGUUUUUCGAACUCGAAAGAUGUCUUACCAAUUUACAUUGGAGAUGAUAGAACAGAUGAAGAUGCAUUUAAGGUAUUAAGGAAGAAAAAACAGGGAUUUGGCAUCCUUGUUUCCAAGUUUCCUAAGGAAACUUCUGCUGCUUAUACCCUACAAGACCCCUCUGAGGUAAUGUGCUUUCUACAACGGAUGGUGGAAUGGAAGCAAGCAUCUCAACGGGGCUACUAUAGGUCUUAAUAGAACAAAGUACAAUCAACUUCACACCCCGUAAUAUUUUUGUUAAUGGGGUUGAUUGUGUAAUUAGUUUAAAUUUUGUUCAUGGAUAACGGAAUGGGAAAAAAAUGGUAGGGUUAUGUAAUAUUAGUACAUAGGGGCAAAAAAAAGGGGUUUUUGAAAAUCAAAUUCUCCCCUCGGAUUUUAUGGUGCAGUAGCUUAAUUAAUAUUAGAUGGGUGUAUCAAUCGUGCUACCCAAUGUAAUUAUUAAUUUUCCAUGGUGAAAAUAUUAGUGGAAAAUGUAAUUUUCGAAUUUGGAAUCUAAAUCUACUUUUGUUUUUU
This is a messenger RNA of Spinacia oleracea (spinach), 1615 nucleotides long. RefSeq names its product probable trehalose-phosphate phosphatase D. Lineage: Eukaryota; Viridiplantae; Streptophyta; Magnoliopsida; Caryophyllales; Amaranthaceae. The record is from RefSeq and is a predicted model, not a curated record. Bases 119 to 1297 code for a protein of 392 amino acids. The transcript has 9 exons. Gene Ontology annotation, biological process: trehalose biosynthetic process. Gene Ontology annotation, molecular function: trehalose-phosphatase activity.